This is a messenger RNA of Cyphellophora attinorum, 1554 nucleotides long. RefSeq names its product Sugar transporter STL1. The transcript has 6 exons. The record is from RefSeq and is a predicted model, not a curated record. Gene Ontology annotation, cellular component: membrane. Gene Ontology annotation, molecular function: carbohydrate:proton symporter activity. Gene Ontology annotation, biological process: carbohydrate transport; transmembrane transport. Bases 1 to 1554 code for a protein of 517 amino acids. Lineage: Eukaryota; Fungi; Ascomycota; Eurotiomycetes; Chaetothyriales; Cyphellophoraceae.
AUGUUCGGCAUCGAGAAUCUUAGAGGUCGUCGCGUGCGACUCCUAGUGACUGUUGUUUGUGGUUGCUCGUUCUCCCUAUUCGGCUAUGACCAAGCGCUGUAUGGCGGCAUCGCCAGUGGUCCUGCAUUCGUGGAGCAUUUCAACCAUCCAAGUGCUACCUUGACUGGUCACACUGCUGCAAUUUACGACAUAGGAUGUCUCCUUGGAGCCGUUUUUGCGUUCUUCAUCGCAUCCAGGGUGGGACACCGAUAUGCUCUGUUGCUUGGCUCUGCAAUCGUCACAGUCGGAGCUGUGAUACAGACAUCGUCUGUCUCUAUCGGCAUGCUUAUCGCAGGUCGAGUCAUUGGAGGCAUCGGCAACGGCUUGAAUACUUCAGUAUCGCCCGUCUACCACGCAGAAACAAGUCGCACGCAUUCACGAGGGCGUGCAGUGAUCGGCGAGCUGUUCAUCCUUGAUCUCGGAUGGUUGACCGCGCAAUUUGUCACGUUUGGCUUUAGCUUUGUGAAAGACAGCCUUCAAUGGAGAUUUCCUACGAUUUUCCAGGUGUUCUUUCUCUUACCAGUGUUCGUAAUUCUGCCUUGGCUACCCGACAGCCCUCGGUGGCUUGCAACCAAAGAUAGGCUGUCCGAAGCCAAAAGGGUCUUGGGCCAGAUCUUGGACGAGGACGACUCAUCACCAACCUUCCAAAGCUACUAUGAAGAGAUUCAAGAAGUGGUCAAACUCGAGCAUGCCGCAGAAAAAGUGACUAUCGCCGAGGUCUGGAACGGUGAAGGCCAAAAUACGUACCGACUGCUCCUGGGAUGCGGCAUUAUGUGUAUGCAGCAAAUUGGUGGCAUUAACAUCAUCGCCUACUACGUUGUCAUCAUUUUCCAGAGUCUAGGCUUAGGAAACAAUCUGGCCCGCAUUCUAGCUGCAUGUACAGGAAUUGGCUGGCUCGCGUCUAACCUUGCCUCCAUGCUGGUCAUUGAGACGUGGGGUCGACGCAAACUCUUGAUGCUUGGGGGCAUGGGCCAAUUCGUAACCUUCCUCGUUGCAGGCAUCGCUCUCGGAACCGGCGGGGACGCAAAGUGGGCGGGCAUAGUUGUGGUGACGAUGGUGUAUCUCUACUUUAUCGUUUUCGCAUUCGCCUGGCAGUCGAUCCCUUUCCUCUACCCGGCGGAGAUCGCAUCGCUCAAAUAUCGCGCGCGCUUCUAUCCCAUGUCGAUUGGCACUAACUGGGCAUUCAACUAUGUGGUUGUUCUAGUGACGCCAGUCGGACUGCAAAACAUUGGCUUCUGGUUUUACAUCAUCUUCGCCAUUUUCAAUUUUGUCAACGUUUUCGUGGUCUGGUUCUUCUACGUCGAGACCGCGAACAAGAGUUUGGAGCAGAUCGAUAUGAUGUUUGUGGGCGAGCAACACGUGGACAAGAAAGCCAUGCCGCCGUAUUCACGACUCAUACGUAAGACUGCAGCUCGAUCUUCGGCAAGAUAUGACCAAACCCAGGACGAUAUUGGGAGGCGCGCUGGGACCGAAAAACUAUCCAGCAGCGAAGUUGAGGCUACUCAUGCGGCUUGA